AUGAGGCCCAAGCAAGUCAACUUGCUGCUUGCGCUGGUUGCCUUCGUGCUCUUCGGCUUCUCCUGCUUCUGCAUCUCCAGGAUGACCCAAAUCAGUAAUCAAUUAUUUAAUUGUAGAAACCAUAUUUUGGAGUUUAAGGAAAAUAUACUACAUUUGAAAAACAGAACUGAUGAAAAUCGGCAAGAGUUAAUGAAAGCCUUGGAAAAAAUGAAGCAUGAAAUUACAGAGAGAGAAAAUCAGUCAAGCUUAGUUGAGGAGAAAAUGGAUACAUUGGGUAAGGAUGAAACAGUAUCUAAUACAUUUGAAGCAUUUAAAGUUUUUUUCCCUCAUCUAAGGAAAGCAGGCAGAAUUUAUCCUGAUGUAAUCAUUGGCAAAGGGAAAACAGGAGUUUCUUUUGCACUGGGUAUUCCCACUGUUAACAGAGGAAAUUACAGUUACCUGAAGCAAACCCUGACCUCUGUUGUCUCCAGGAUGACUCUUUCAGAAGAGAAGGAUUCUGUGGUGAUUGUUGCUAUUGCAGAUAGUAAUGAAGAUUAUUUUAAUAAUGUUGUUAACAUGAUUAAAAAAAAAUUCAAAAGGCAAGUGAGUUCUGGAUCCUUAGAGGUCAUUUCAAUACCAGCCAUUUUUUAUCCAAACAUGUUAAAUGCCAAGCGGUCAAGUGAGGACUCACAAAAACAACAGAGUUGGCAAGUCAAACAACUGUUGGAUUUUUGUUUUUUGAUGCUCUAUGCCCAACCUAAGGCCAUGUAUUAUUUACAGUUAGAAGAUGAUAUUGUGGCUAAAAAGAUGUACUUUACAAAAAUAACAGAUUUUGUACAUAAUAUCGCUACAGAUAAUUGGUUUUUUAUUGAGUUUUCAGUUCUUGGAUUCAUAGGAAAGCUGUUUAGAUCUGAGGAUUUAACUGACAUUGUACAUUUUUUCUUAAUGUUCUACAAAGAAAGACCCAUAGACAUGCUCUUGGAUUCCAUUCUUUAUGUGAAAAGAUGUAGCCUAGGUGACACGCUUAGAAACUGUACACAAAAAAAGCAGCAAGCUCGUAUUCAGUAUAAACCUUCUCUUUUUCAGCAUGUGGGUAUACAUUCAUCGUUCCUUGGAAAAGAACAAUAUUUCAAAGUUCUGGCCCUCAAAGAAAUCUCUGUGUUGUCACUGGUUCAGUACAAACUCAAGGAACAGAAAGCUCAGGAACUAAACCCCAGAGUUAACACUUAA
Messenger RNA from Choloepus didactylus (southern two-toed sloth), 1209 nucleotides. It is a transcript of the gene MGAT4D, whose product is annotated as MGAT4 family member D. The record is from RefSeq and is a predicted model, not a curated record. The coding region runs from base 1 to 1209 and encodes 402 amino acids. Gene Ontology annotation, biological process: protein N-linked glycosylation. The transcript has 11 exons. Lineage: Eukaryota; Metazoa; Chordata; Mammalia; Pilosa; Megalonychidae. Gene Ontology annotation, molecular function: acetylglucosaminyltransferase activity. Gene Ontology annotation, cellular component: endoplasmic reticulum-Golgi intermediate compartment; endoplasmic reticulum; Golgi stack.